AUGUUCAGCGACAAUGGACGAAAUUUCGUGGGAGCCAAAAGAAGUCUUAACGAAAUGGAACAAUUAGUUCAAUCCCAGCUGCACAAUAACAAGAUAGCAGAGGCGGUAUCGAUCGAAGGCAUCAACUGGCAGUUCAUACCGCCACAUGCGCCUCACUGGGGAGGCAAAUGGGAAUCGGCUGUGCGCUCUGUGAAGCUUCAUUUACACCGAGUAAUCGGCCACGCCGUUCUUACAUUCGAACAAAUGCAUACGUUGUUAACACAGGUGGAAGCGGUGAUCAAUUCAAGGCCUCUUUGUGCCACUUCCGAUACAGACGUUGGAUAUCUUUCGCCCGCUCACAUGCUGAUCGGUCGUCCUUACACCACAGUGCCAGAUGGAGAUUUGGACCAAGUGCCGGCAAACCGAUUGGAUUACUGGCAGCAAUCUCAGGCCAUGUUGCAAGGCAUUUGGAAAAGGUGGCAUCUUGAGUACCGUACGUCGUUGCAGCAAAGGCCAAAAUGGUUAAUGAAAUCGGCAAACCCGAAGCCUGAUGAUCUCGUACUAGUAAAGGAUUCUCAUACUCCUCCGGCUUCAUGGAUCCUGGCCCGCAUUAUCGAGACGAUUCCUGGCCCAGACGGUCUACUACGAGCCCUUAAGUUAAAAACAGCUACAGGAGAGAUGACCCGUCCCAUAACCAAGGUGGCUCCCCUGCCAGUUUCAGAAACAUUGUUUCAGGGCCCGUUGUUGAGGAACGGUUGCUGA
Molecule: messenger RNA, 741 nt
Organism: Drosophila willistoni
Lineage: Eukaryota; Metazoa; Arthropoda; Insecta; Diptera; Drosophilidae
Exons: 1
Coding region: 1-741 (246 amino acids)
Biological process (GO): DNA integration
Molecular function (GO): nucleic acid binding
Source: RefSeq, a predicted model, not a curated record